Micromonas pusilla CCMP1545 is the source of this 1284-nucleotide messenger RNA. RefSeq lists its product as uncharacterized. Gene Ontology annotation, molecular function: zinc ion binding. The coding region runs from base 1 to 1284 and encodes 427 amino acids. The transcript has a single exon. The record is from RefSeq and is a predicted model, not a curated record. Lineage: Eukaryota; Viridiplantae; Chlorophyta; Mamiellophyceae; Mamiellales; Mamiellaceae.
AUGGCUUCAGUUCAGUGCGAGGCGCGCGCGCGGGACAUGGCGGGGUUCGUCGCGGACGAGGCCGCGGCCGUGCGCGCGGCGCAGCAGCGCGCGCGCGUGGAGGCGUUUAACCGCCGGCAGAGGCGGGAGAGGGGCUACGACGACGGCGACGGCGACGACGACGGCGUCCGAAGGCGAACGCGCGCGGCGAGCGGCGAGCACGACGACGAAACGAGAUCCGGGGACGCGGCGUCCUCGCGGGAGAGAGAGGAACCCCCGCAGUGCCGCAUCUGCUUCGCGGGCGCGGAGGACGCGACGCGCGGGCGCCUGUUCUCCCCGUGCCUGUGCCGCGGCUCGAUGUCGCACGUCCACGUCGAGUGCCUCAACGCAUGGCGCGCGAUGAGCUCGAACGCGUCGUCGUCCGCGCGAUGCGAUGCGUGCCGAUACGUUUACGUCCUGAAGCGCGCGCGCUGGGCGACGAGGUUCGCGGACCCUCGGCUCGCGACGGUCGCGAGCGUCGCGUGCAUCGCGCUCGCGGUCGUCGUCUCCGGGGUCAUCGCCAGGAUCGCGUCCGCGCGAGUGGUCGCGCCCGCGUUCGCCGCGGCGGCGGCGGCGUUGAAGCGAACGGGAACGGGAACGAGAACGAGCGGCGUCGUCGCGACCCUGGAGCGAUUAGGGUCGCCGCGACCGACGCACGCGUGGCGGCCGUGGUACGCCGCGAACGGCGGCGGCUUCCCCGCGGGGUGGGUCGAAGAGCGCGCCGCGGCGGCGUCGACGCGACGCGCGCUGGAGAGGACGUCGCCGGCGCAUCUCGAGUUUCUCUUUUACCGACUCGCGAUGUGGACGCCGCCGUGGUGGAACCCGGGCGGGGCGUUCCUGGACGCGUUCACGAUUCCUCGUUGGUUUCUGCGCCGCGCGUGGAUCGCGGACGCGCUCGACGCGCUCGUGACCGGCGUCGUCCUCGUCGGCGUCGGCGGCGCCGCGUUCGACGUCGUCGGAAGAUUGAGGAGGAAUUUCCGAAGCGAGCUCGAGAGACUCGCGUUCCCGCUCGCCGCGAUGUUCGCGUCGCACGGGUCCCCGAUCUUGCGCGUCGUCGCGAUCGCGGGGUUAAUGUACGUGUACUACAUAACGCACGAAAUUGUUCGGUCACGCGCGCGGACGGUGCUCACGAAGUACGGCGAAUACAUCUCCGACGUGCGCCCGAGAGGGGCGGCGGAGAUCGAAGCCGCGCGACGCGGCGCGGACGCGGCGGUCGUCGCGGACGCGCGACGACGGUGGGGCGCGCGGUACUUCGAGGGGUGGUGA